This is a messenger RNA of Pseudopodoces humilis (Tibetan ground-tit), 1313 nucleotides long. It is a transcript of the gene PRR18, whose product is annotated as proline rich 18. The record is from RefSeq and is a predicted model, not a curated record. Lineage: Eukaryota; Metazoa; Chordata; Aves; Passeriformes; Paridae.
UUAUCGAGAGGCAAAAUCGGCGGCUGUCGGCGCGGAGCGAGCUCGCGUUCCGUGCCGGCGGCUGGGACUCCUCAUCCGCCUCUGGCCAUGGGGCUGCAGCCCCGGCGCGCCGCGGGGCCCUGCCCGCCGGCAGGGAGAAGCGCCGCCCUGCCCGGAGCGCGCUCCGCUCCUCCCUGGGCCCGCAGCGACGAGCCGGAGGGAACUCCCGGGCGCCCCGCCACGCUGCCGCCCCUCCUGCCGGCCAUCCUGCCGACCCCAUCCGCUUCCCCCGCUGCCGCCCGGGCGCAGCCCAAGAAGCCGCCGCCGGCCGCCUCGGCCCCCAAGAAGGCAGCGCCUCGGCCCUCAGAGGAGAAGGCGGCGAGGAAGGCGCGGGGGGCGCCCCCGGAGCGGCCGGGCCCCCUCUCCAGCUCCUGGCCCUGCUCGUCCCUGCAGCGGCCGCCGCCGCGGAGACCGCCGGCCGAGCGGGCGGCGCGGCCCCAGCCCACCCCGCCGCAGCCGCGGGGCCGCCCGGGGGCGCCGGGGGCGGGCAGCCGCUCCUGCGAGAGCCUCGGCGGGGCGCCGGGGGAGGCGGCGGGGCGCUUCUCGCUCAGCCUGCCCCCGGAGGCCAUCCGGGUGCUGCAGCGCCGCAGCCUGGAGCGGCAGCGGGGGCAGCCCGCACCCUCCCCCGCCGGCAGAGCCGCCCCGGCCCGGCGCGGCGAUCUGCGCGCUCUGCUGAAGGUUUCGCUGCUCAACGACCGGCACCGCUACGACGACGAGGAGUACGAGGAGGAGGAGGCGGGGGCCGCGGCGGACGAGGGGCUGGUGCGGAAAUGCACCGAGUGGCUGCGCGGCGUGGAGAGCGCGGCCGGCCGCGACCACCCGGACCGGCUGGAGACGCUGCCGCACUUGGGCACCCUCUGAGCCCCGCCGGGAGCGGGGAGCGGUGCGGCGGGGACUGCCGGAGCGGUCGGACCGGGGGGAGGUGGGGCCGCCGUCCGCGAUGUCGUGUUCCGUGUGGUGUUGUCGGCGCCCUGGCAGCCCGGGCGGGUGGCGUCAGGGGCCGGGCAGAGCGGAGCCCCUGGCCCAGGGCCCAUCCUCGGGGCGCCGCCGCCGCCGCCGCCGCCGGGGCGAGGGACAAAGGAGCGGCGCCGGCAUCCGCCCGCCGGUGUCCGGGCGCUGGGAGGGAGGGCACCGGCUGGGGGCGUCCUGCCUCCACCCUCGCGGUUUUUUUAAAGGUUUCUGACUACUUUAUAAAAUGUGCGUAAUGGUUUUGUAUAUUUGUACAUAAAAGUUCAUUUUUAUUUAUUUGAAUAAAGGACUCUUGUGUUGCGGUA